Molecule: messenger RNA, 1110 nt
Organism: Guyanagaster necrorhizus
Lineage: Eukaryota; Fungi; Basidiomycota; Agaricomycetes; Agaricales; Physalacriaceae
Exons: 1
Coding region: 436-687 (83 amino acids)
Source: RefSeq, a predicted model, not a curated record
AUACAUCGACGUCCCUCAAGGACACAUUCAUGGACUUGAUCCUGGCCUUUGAAACAUUUUGAGCAGUUGGUAGGUCUUCAUCGUCUUCCUGAAUGAUGUCUCGCUCUCUUCUCCAAUAAGGACAUCUCCGUUCUCCUCAACUUGGGGUGCCUCCUCGUCAGAGUCGGACUCGAUCUCAGCAACACCCUUUUGAGCCUUUCCUUUCCAAUAUCAUGCAGCGGGACGUGCAAGUCGUGGGGCUUGUUUACGGGGAACAGAAGGCAUGAUGUUGGACGGAGGACUGAGCGCGUUGUUUGUUUCAAAGGCUGCCAGUAUAGUAACCAACAGUGCCGCAGUUUCGUUCUCAAGAGUACAUCCGUCCCAGUAAAUUAUGGCAUCAUCGUCUUCCCAGCCUUCCAGGCGCUCGAUGUCUUUGGUCCCCUUGACGCCCUAAAUAUGCUCUCCUUUGCAUACUCACCCAACCUCUCCAUCAUUGCCGAAACCCUUGACCCCGUCAUCACUGAGCCGCAGUCCAAGGUGAUGAACACCAUGAAUUCCAACUUCUCUGAAUUCAUCGUACCCACCCAUACCUACGACUCUCUGCCGGAAUCGCUUGAUGUGCUCAUCGUACCGGGGGGUCUUGGCACUCGCGCGACAAAUCUCAAUGCCACCAUCGAUUUUAUUGCUGCUACCUACCCAUCUCUGUAAUAUCUGAAUCAUGGUUUGUACUGGAGCGACCCUUGCGGACAGAGCUGGUGUACUCGAUGGGCAGAAUGUUACUACCAAUAUAAAGUCAUGCGAGUAGGCGACGUCGCAAGAGCCCAACAUUCACUGGAUCACACAUGCUCGAUGGGUGGUUGAUUGCAAUAUCUACACUACAUCCGACGUCAGUGCAGGUAUUGACGGGACGCUUGCUUUCACGAAGGCCGUAUAUGAUGCCAACGCAACGGAAACUGUCGCCAAUUCCAUGGAAUAUGCGAUGGAGACUAAUUCUAGCUGGGACCCUUGUGCAGAAUUAUACGGUUUGUAAGAAAAUGUUACUACAUACUUAUACAUCUGUGAAAAGAGUCGCUAGCUAAUCUACACGAAGGAAUUCUCAUACCAUCAAAGCCCUCUUGCAUCUCUGUGAAG